GAAUGUCGAGCAUGGUGAAGUGGCUAGCCACGACUAAGAAACCUAUGAAAUGGGAGAUGACUCCGACGCAGUGCUAUUCUAAUCUACCAACUAGUACGCCUAAAAUAAUGUACCCUACCCCUCUAGUUUACUGUAACCUAAGUCGAAAUGUCCGAGAGCACAUGGAAGAAACAGACUUCACAGCACUGACACGAGACACAGCAGAUACAUUAUAUCACACAGCACUGACACGAGACACAGCAGAAAGGUCAGUUGACUCGGCAGAAAGGUCACCUGACUUGGCCAAUAGAUCACAUGAACAGGAUGAAAGCCCAAGGCCUAUUUUCAACACUCCUUGGUCAGCAGCUACACGGAUAAACGAGAAGAAAAGGAGACCAGAAAUUCGAAGAAGAUCAACAGUUACUUUCAACGAUAAGACUGUGUACCACGAGUACAAAACUAGAGCUAGAACUCCAAGUCAGGAGGUAGGGGGUAGGACAGGGAGGGAGACGAAGAGGGAGACAAGAAGAGAGGUGAGGAAAGAAAACAGAGCUGUCGCUGCUUACGGAGGAAAGGGUGAACAUCCAGGUGUGAUAACGACAGUGGUGGAGAUGACGGGGGAGGAGAUAAAGUGUGAAGAUUGUUAUGUGGUCAUAUCAUCCUACUCUUCUCUUAAACAGGGAAGAUGGGGACUAACCCCAGUUUCAGUAGUACAAUCUCUAACACAUCGUGAUGUCUGCAGAACCCACACCCUCAUGUUGUUCAGAGAAAUGGACGUCCUCUCACUUCUCAGACAUCCUUAUAUAGUCCAGUUGCUGGGAGUCUGCUCAGGGCCCCAAACACGUGAUGUACUGAUGGUACUAGAACCAUUUCCCAGAGGUACACUGUACUCAACACUACACAAACAAGGGAUAAAACUCAGCAAGAGAGAGAUAGUGGAUGUCAUCAAUAACAUCUGCUGUGCACUAGACUACGUUCACAAGAACGGAUACAUUCAUAACGGGGUCAGCAGUCACUCCAUAUUCUUGGGAAAAGAGGCAAAACUUGGUAACAUGGGCUACGUUCAACCAGUCCUAAAUAAUAUGACGUUUAAUACUGGUCACUUCUGGCAGUGGAAUGAUGUAUGGAUCAAUGAGGAGGAAGUAAGUACAGUGAGUGACGUGUACAGUUUGGGGUGUGUUAUGUGGGAAUGUCUCACUGGGAAAGUUCCUUGGUCUGGUCUCUCCCGAGAGAACGUCAUACUGCAUGUCUGCAAGGGUAAAAAGCUGAGGAGACCAAAAGGAGACAGCACCCUUGCCAGCAUCACGAUGCAGAUUCUCGGCAAAAAGAUAGUGUCACUACAAAAGAUCGUGGAGCAGCUGGAAUGUGCCAUCAGGAAAUGAUGUUUGUGAUUAUGGAGUGAACUUAAUUUAUUAAUUUAUAAAUAUGUUUUUCUUUGUUUUGUUCUGUAUCUAAAGAAUUUGGAGAGAGCUAACUCUUUUUGUUCGUUUUUGGUUUUAAGUUCAUUUGAACUUUAAUUGAGGUUGACCUUUCAUAAUGAUAUUCAUCAUGUAAAAUAAAAGGAAAGUAAAUUGGAGUGAUUUAAUAAACAAGAUAUCACAUUUUUCAGUUUGCUGUAUUUAUAAGCGUUUUCAAAUUGAAUGUUAUUUUCAUUUAGUUCUCACUAGUC
Molecule: messenger RNA, 1648 nt
Organism: Bolinopsis microptera
Lineage: Eukaryota; Metazoa; Ctenophora; Tentaculata; Lobata; Bolinopsidae
Exons: 9
Coding region: 3-1361 (452 amino acids)
Biological process (GO): attachment of spindle microtubules to kinetochore; mitotic spindle assembly checkpoint signaling; intercellular bridge organization
Cellular component (GO): intercellular bridge; kinetochore; midbody
Molecular function (GO): protein kinase activity; ATP binding
Source: RefSeq, a predicted model, not a curated record